AAGUGAAGGCUGAAAAAGGCUGAGCUCAGCAGGCUAGUGGGAUAUAUAUAUGAUUCACUGUGGGCCUAGAUACCUUCUGAUCUCUUAAAACCAUGAGACUGCUCUAUGUUCUGCUGCUUAUCGGAGCUGCUGUGGCAGUUCCCCACAAUGAUGGAAGGAUCAUCGGUGGGCAGGAGUGUGAGCCACACUCUCGUCCUUACAUGGCGUCCCUUAACUAUGGGUACCACUUCUGUGGAGGAGUGCUUAUCAGUACUCAGUGGGUGCUCUCUGUUGCACACUGCUGGUACAAUCCAUAUUCGAUGCAGAUCUUCCUGGGAGAACAUGAUGUACGUGUAUUUGAGGGAACAGAGCAACUCAUGAAGACUGAUACCAUCAUCUGGCACCCAAACUAUGACUACCAGACUCUGGACUAUGACAUCAUGCUGAUCAAGCUCUUCCAUCCAGUGGAGGUGACUGAGGCAGUUGCACCCAUCUCACUACCCACCGGCUGUCCAAUGGGAGGCCUCCCCUGCUCCGUGUCUGGAUGGGGGAACACUGCUAAAGAUGGUGAAGAAGUAAACAUGCCCACCCGUCUGCAGUGCUUGGAUGUACCCAUAGUGGAUGAUGAGGACUGUGAAAACGCCUAUCCAGGCAUGAUCACGCGCAGGAUGGUGUGUGCCGGUUACAUGGAUGGAGGCAGAGACGCAUGCAAUGGUGACUCUGGCAGCCCUCUGGUGUGUGUUGGAGAAGUGCAUGGCCUGGUGUCAUGGGGUCAAGGCUGCGCUCAGCCCAACUACCCUGGAGUUUAUGUUAAAGUAUGCGAGUUCCUCUACUGGAUUGAAGACACUCUUGCAGCCAAUCCUUAAAAAAUACAUAAAUCCUUCUCUCUUCCCAAC
Molecule: messenger RNA, 875 nt
Organism: Gambusia affinis (western mosquitofish)
Lineage: Eukaryota; Metazoa; Chordata; Actinopteri; Cyprinodontiformes; Poeciliidae
Product: trypsin-like
Exons: 6
Coding region: 93-845 (250 amino acids)
Biological process (GO): proteolysis
Molecular function (GO): serine-type endopeptidase activity
Source: RefSeq, a predicted model, not a curated record